Ylistrum balloti is the source of this 1747-nucleotide messenger RNA. RefSeq names its product serine-threonine kinase receptor-associated protein-like. The transcript has 7 exons. Gene Ontology annotation, cellular component: SMN complex. Gene Ontology annotation, biological process: spliceosomal snRNP assembly. The record is from RefSeq and is a predicted model, not a curated record. NCBI's taxonomy places the organism in Eukaryota, Metazoa, Mollusca, Bivalvia, Pectinida, Pectinidae. Gene Ontology annotation, molecular function: protein binding; RNA binding. Bases 14 to 997 code for a protein of 327 amino acids.
AGAAGUUGCCACCAUGACAGGCAUGCGACAGACUCCUCUUACGUGCAGUGGUCAUACCAGGCCUGUCACUGACCUUGCUUUCAGUGAAUCAACCCCGUUUGGUUAUUUCCUCGUCAGUGCAUGUAAAGAUGGAAAGCCAAUGCUUCGUCAGGGUGACACUGGAGAUUGGAUUGGAACAUUUGAAGGCCAUAAAGGAGCUGUAUGGGGAGCGACACUUAACAGAGAAGCCACAAAAGUAGCGACAGGAGCAGCUGAUUUCACAGCGAAACUUUGGGAUGCCCUCAGUGGAGAAGAACUGCAUACAUUUAACCACAAACAUAUUGUCAAAAGUGUUGAUUUUUCAACAGACAGUAAUCUACUACUUACUGGCAGUAAUGAGAAGAUGCUGAGGGUAUUCGAUCUGCAGAGACCAGAAGCUGAUGCCAAAGUUUGUUUAAAUGGACACACCUCCAAUAUAAGAACAGCCAUAUUUACCAAAUGUAACACUCAGGUGAUCAGUGCCUCAGAUGACAAAACUGUCAGAUUGUGGGAUGCUUCAAAUGGUGAAGAGAUUAAAAAGCUGGAGUUUUCUGCAAUCCCCAACAGCCUGGAACUGUCAAACGACCAAUUGCUGCUCCUCAUUACCCAUGGCAACUUCACCAGCUUCUAUAAUGCAGAAACUUUGGAGAAGAUAAAGGAGUUUGAGGCCCCGACUCAGAUCAAUUCUGCUUCACUUCAUUCAUCAAGGAAAGUGUUUGUGGCAGGCGGAGAGGACUUUAAAAUGUACAAGUUUGACUAUGAGACAGGAGAAGAGCUUGAAUCAUUUAAAGGACAUUUUGGACCAGUACACUGUGUACGGUUCUCUCCGGAUGGCGAGCUGUAUGCUAGUGGAAGUGAAGAUGGCACAUUACGACUCUGGCAGACAACAGUUGGAAAGACUUAUGGCCUGUGGAAGUGUGUCUUACCUGAUGAAGCUAUAAAUAACACUGACUCAACACCAACAAAAGCGGAGACAUAACGGUACAGUUCUCUACUGUAGCCGCUUUUGUUCACCGUAUGUCGGUUUGGUCAAGAAGAGAUGCAAUGCUGUAGACUUUGGUCUGUGUGUCUCUGCCUGCCUAUGGAACAGCAAGAUGCAACCAGAGCCAUCCUCCAAAUAUUUGGUCUAAGUCUAGUCACAUGAUUUGGGUUAAGACCAGUAACACAUGAUGUUGUAUGGAUACAGUCACAGAUGCUGUAGAAAAUUCCAUUAUUUUCUGUUUUGGGUGCAUAUUUUCACUGAUCUUUGACACCUAGUGGUGUCAUUUUGAUCCAGUUGUGCUGAGAGUUAAGACAAAAGAAGUUGUAGCUGUAAUAUAUUUCUGUCGAAUAUCAGGUAUAUGACUCAGUACUUACUGUAAUGCAAGAAGCUUUCUAAAUUUAGCACCAAGACAUUAACAUAUUUCUAGGUAUGAUCUGUAUUUGUAAAAUUUGUAUAAAUCAAAUGAAUUUUGAAAUGUUUGAUUUUGGACCUGCAGGGCUAAUAAGUUGUCAUUUAGAUUAAGAAUAACAUGAAAGACUUAGAGGUAGGUUGCAUUUAUUGGUUGUCAUGACAACAAGAAAAUCUCAUAUGUUUGUCCUAUGAAACUGUCUCUCGAAUUGUGUAAAUGAAUCUUACUGCCAAGGCAUUACACAAAUGUAUUGUUUAAUUAAUGCAGAGAGCAUAAUUAUGUAAUGUAUUAUUCAGGAUAUGAACAAGAAUAAAGUGAUGAGAUUCAUUAACAAAGAA